AUGUUGGUUGCUGGAACAGCAGCAGCUGGUUUGAGGCACGCCUUCCUUCUUCUUCGCGGCAGCAGCAGCAGCAGCAGCAGCAGCAACAGCAAGGGUAUCAUCAUCAGACGAGGCAUCCGCUACGCCACAAGAAGCAGUAACAACAGCAACACAAACAAUAAGGGCUGUGAAGCAAGAACACGGAGCAGCGCCUGCAACGGCCGCGUCCACGACGCAAGCCCCUUUGCUCGCUUCAACUCCAGUGCACAGCACUCAAGAGCACAAUCGACAACAGAGAUAACAGCAACAACAGCAACAACAGCAACAGCCGUACAAGCGCAGCGUGCCUUGACUGCAGCCCGCAGCUUUCAGUUCUCGCACAUCACUGCGAGGCCCAACAGCGUCCUCUGCCACCCAGCAAGCACAGGGUCACCCUUGUCAAUUGCCGCUGGCAUCAUGUCAUCCACAACAUUCCAGAUUGAAGGCGCCAAGACGGGGCGCUCAGGCUGCAAGGAAUGCAAGCAGAAGAUUGACAAGGAUGUCCUUCGCAUCGGCAAGGUCACCCCAAGCGCCUUUUCCGACGACGCUACCAUGACCUCCUGGUUUCACGUCCCCUGUUUCUUCAAGGCGCAAAUGAGGUCACGCGCCACAACAACAAAGCUGGAGGAUCCGGCGGACCUGGAAGGAUUCUAUUCGCUGAGUGAGGACGACCGUCGCAGCGUCAAGAAGGCCAUCGACGACUUUGUCACCGCAUACGCGGAGCAGCAGGCCAAGAAGAAGACAAAGACAAAGACAAAGGCGGCUGCCGCUGGCAAAAAGGCAGCCCCGUCGGCGGCGGCUGGGCCCGUGUCGCCAAUCACCGGCAGCCCAAAGAAGACCGCCCAGGCCACGCUGUCCUUCCGCGGUGGCACCAUGGGCCUGCGCAAGGACACGACGGGCGCCACGGCCACAUCAACAACCACGUCCCGCCCAGCAGCCGGCGCCGCACGCGACCUGUCGUCCUCAUCCGCCACCACCUUUGCCAACUUCUGCGACCUGUGCAACCGCAUUGCCGCGCGCCCAUCGUACAACGACAAGACAGACGCCGUUCGCCAGUACAUCACCAAGGGCAACUCGGCAGGCGACGGGUUCAAGGGCGACCUGUAUCUGGUGAUCCGGCUGCUGCUGCCCCGCAACCCAAAGCGCGUGUACAACAUGAAGGACAAGGCGUUUGUGCGUGUGUUCAGCAAUCUCCUCGGCUGUGACGCUGCCGCCAUGACGGCCGAUCUUGACAAGGGCGACUGCCCCGAGACAUGCGCCACAUUCUUCGCAAAGAACAAGCGCAUUCCGCCCAAGGAGAAGAGCACGCUGACGCUUGCGGAGGUGGAGAACUUUCUUCGCCGCAUGGAAGGGCUGACAACCAUCGAUGCGCAGACGGCCGAGUUCCGCAAGCUGCUGCCCAAAUGCACCGUCAAUGACGUGCGCUUUAUUCUUCGCAGCAUGAAGCAUGAUCUCCGCACGUUCGCGGGGCCAAAGCACAUUCUCUCUGCCCUGCAUCCACGUGCGUACGAGGCGUGGCAGGCGUCGCACAGUCUCAAGGCGCUCAUCAACCGCAUUCAGGCCACAAAAAAGGGUGGCAAGCUCAGCAAAGAUUUGAGCGUGCGCGCGUCGCUGAUGACCGCCGUCAAACCCAUGCUGGCCGAAGCCUGCAGGACAUACGAGCGCGCAUUCUCAAAGUGCCCCAAUGGCAUCUAUGCGGAGAUCAAAUACGAUGGGGAGCGCGUGCAAGUGCACAAGCGCGGGGAUCGCUUUGAGUUUUUCAGUCGCAGCCUGAAGCCUGUGUCGGACCACAAGAUUACGUUCUUCAAGGACUCCGUGAAGCAGGCGUGCCCACACGGCGACACGAUGAUUCUGGAUGCAGAGGUGCUGAUGGUCGACACGAGCACGGGCAAGCCGCUGCCAUUCGGCACUCUCGGCAUCCACAAGAAGAAAGCGUUCAAGACGGCACGGCCAUGUCUGUUUAUCUUUGACAUUCUCCACUUCAACGGCCAGUCGCUCAUGAACAAGACCCUCCGAGAACGCAGGGAAUUUCUCGAAUCAAAUGUCGUCGAAGUCGAACACGAGAUCAUGUAUUCCGAGAAGUAUCACAUCAAGAGCCAGGAAGAGCUGGCUGGCCUGAUGAAGCGCGUCAUGUCUGAAGGGCUGGAAGGGCUCGUGCUGAAGGACCGCCACAGCACGUACCAGCCAGGAAAGCGGCGCUGGCUCAAGGUGAAGAAGGACUAUCUCCAGGCAGGAGCGCUGGCGGACACCGCCGACCUGGUGGUGCUGGGCGCCUAUUACGGCACGGGCACAAAGGGCGGCAUCAUGUCCGUGUUUCUGAUGGGCUGCCAGGACAGCAAGGGCAAGUGGCGAACGGUGUGCAAAGUCGGGAAUGGGCACACGGACGCCGCGCUGGAGAAGAUCAACCGCGAGCUCGACGUCAUCAAGAUCAGCAAGGACCCGAGCAAGGUGCCGUCGUGGCUGGUGAUCAACAAGUCUGACCUGGUGCCCGACUUCAUCGUUCCAGAUCCAAAGAAAGCGCCCGUCUGGGAAAUCACCGGCGCAGAGUUUUCAGAGUCAACCAGCCAUUCUGCGGACAACAUUUCCAUCAGGUUCCCGCGCGUGACAAAAGUUCGGGAUGACAAAGACUGGCAGACGGCCACGUCACUGAAGGAGCUGAAGAAGCUCUAUGACACUUCCAAAGAGCGCACCGACAUUGCGCCAGCGCCGUCUUUCAUGAAGAAGGACAAGACCGCACGGCGCGGCGAUGGCGAGGAAGCGGACGAUGACGGUGAGCCUGCAAGCAAGACAGCAAAGAUCAGCGCUGCAGGCAAGGGAUCAACGACAACGAAGAAGAAACCAGCAACAACAGCAACAACAGCAGCGGCGGCGGCGAUGGCGGCACGUGGGACGAGGAAGCGAAAGACGACGAAGAAAACGGGCAGAAAGGACGCGUUGGCGUUUGACCAAGACGAUGACUACGAGUACGACGGGUUUGUGGUGCCGGAUGACGAUGGUGAUGGCGAUGAUGAUGAGUAUGUGGUGGACGAUGACGAUAUUGAUGAGAUUGACAGCGAGGAGAUGGACGAAGAUGAGGACGACGAGGGCAGGGUGCCUGCGCGCACACACGCGCGCGGCGAACGGAAGCGGGACAAGUGCCGCUAUGGGGCGUCGUGCUACCAGAAGAACCCGGCGCACAAGGCGCGGUUCGCGCAUCCGGGCGACAAGGACUGGCGGGACAGCGAUGAUGAGGAAGUGGACGAGGGUAGCGAUGCUGGCGGUGACGCUGCCACUGAUGUGGAUGAUGGUGCCACUGCUGCCACUGCUGCUGCUGCUGCUGCUGGUGGUGGUGGUGGUGGUGGUGAUGAUGGUGACAGUGGAAAAGCGGCGGGUGUUGCGGGACGAGGCGGUGCGAAGAACAAAAAUGGCGACGCGACGACAGCAGAUGAUGGCCCGUUGAAGAAUGUCUUUCAUGGAGUGACGUGCUUCAUCUCCGACGCCGUGCCCGACUACAGCAAGGCGUAUCGGUACGGCACUGCAUUUGGGGCCGAGUUGGUGAAUGCCAUGGGCGGUGAUGUGACACACGUGGUUGUGCCUGAUCUUGAUGUGGACAAGUGGGAUGCAGCAACAAAGAGCGCCGUGUCCAUGGCCAGCAGCACGGGGGCGCGUGUCGUCACGGCGAAGUGGCUGUGGGACUCAAUCAAGCGGCGAACGCGCCAGCCCGAACGCUCCUACGCGCUGUGA
Salpingoeca rosetta is the source of this 3741-nucleotide messenger RNA. Its product is annotated as ligase III. The transcript is spliced from 14 exons. Bases 1 to 3741 code for a protein of 1246 amino acids. NCBI's taxonomy places the organism in Eukaryota, Choanoflagellata, Craspedida, Salpingoecidae. The record is from RefSeq and is a predicted model, not a curated record. Gene Ontology annotation, cellular component: DNA ligase III-XRCC1 complex. Gene Ontology annotation, biological process: double-strand break repair via alternative nonhomologous end joining; DNA biosynthetic process; DNA recombination. Gene Ontology annotation, molecular function: DNA ligase (ATP) activity; DNA binding; zinc ion binding.